AUGUAUGACUGGAGUAGUUUUUACGUAUUGAUGAUGUUGCCUGGUCUCAUGGUGUUAUCCGCUCUUUGUCUUUUUGCUAUGCUUGGAAUCAAUCCGAAAAUGUUACUCGUCAUCUGCAUUGCUUGGCCUGCUCUCACCGCUGCAGUUGCUGGGAUCUUCAUUUAUCUUUCCUAUCUUUUCGUAGAAGCGGUCCAAGCAGAUGACCGGGUCAAGGUGUCCAAAAAACAGCUUGUCAAAGAUUUUGAAGAUCAAGGAUUUUAUCUCCUGUACAUUAUCCCGGGCAGUGCAGCUAUGCACAUUAUCCUCGCUAUCUACUGUAUUGUGUUGCUCGUUUGUCUUGCAUGCUGCCAACGUGGUGGUGCUGGUCGUGAUGAAGAUUUGUAUAGUUUGGAGGAGAAUGAGGAAGGUGAUGGCAUUGAAUCAUCUACCAAAAGUCACAUUAGUAUUGAAUGA
Caenorhabditis remanei is the source of this 453-nucleotide messenger RNA. RefSeq lists its product as uncharacterized. NCBI's taxonomy places the organism in Eukaryota, Metazoa, Nematoda, Chromadorea, Rhabditida, Rhabditidae. The record is from RefSeq and is a predicted model, not a curated record. The transcript has 4 exons. Bases 1 to 453 code for a protein of 150 amino acids.